This is a messenger RNA of Microthlaspi erraticum, 2646 nucleotides long. NCBI's taxonomy places the organism in Eukaryota, Viridiplantae, Streptophyta, Magnoliopsida, Brassicales, Brassicaceae. The record is from the annotation of a GenBank genome assembly.
AUGGCGCGUUACAACUUUCUUCUGUUGUUUUCAUUUGCAAGCUUCUUUGCUGUUCUUGUUCUUCUUGUUCGUGCUCAAGACCAAUCAGGUUUUGUCAGUAUAGAUUGCGGUAUACCUGAGGAUUCAAGCUAUAACGAUGACAAAACAGACAUAAAGUACGUUUCAGAUGCUGCUUUCGUCGAGUCCGGGACAAUCCAUAGCAUAGAUCCUGAGUUUCAGACAAGUUCCCUUGAGAAACAGUUCCAAAACGUUAGGAGCUUCUCUCAAGGCAAGAGAAACUGUUACGACGUGAAGCCUCCUCAGGGAAAAGGCUUCAAGUAUUUGAUCAGAACACGUUUCAUGUACGGUAACUAUGACAAGCUAGGAAAAGCGCCAGAGUUCGAUCUUUACCUUGGGGUUAAUCUCUGGGACUCUGUUAUUCUAGACAAUGCAACUACGGUAGCUACCAAAGAGAUCAUCUACACUCUUCGCUCAGACCAUGUUCAUGUGUGCCUUGUUGAUAAAGACAAAGGAACCCCAUUUUUGUCUGUGUUAGAACUCAGGCUCUUGAAAACCGAUACUUACGAGACUCCUCAUGAUUCAAUUAUGCUCUAUCGAAGAUGGGAUCUCGGGUCUCUUGUAGAUCGUCCUGUCAGGUACAAAGAUGAUGUGUAUGACCGUAUAUGGAUGCCUCUAAAGUUCGCAAACAAUAGAGUCAUUACCACGAACCUGACGAUAGAUUCGAAUAUCAACAACGGUUUCCAGCCUGCUCGUGUCGUGAUGAACACGGCUUCGACGCCUUUGAACGCAAGCUUAGACAUACUGCUCACAUGGGAACCAGUUAACCCUUUGUGGAAGUUCUACGUGUACAUGCACUUCUCUGAAGUUGAAGAGAUACCAAGCAACGAGACGAGAGAGUUCUCGGUGAUUUGGAAUGAUAAAACUAACUUGUAUGAUAAGUUUAGCCCUCGUUUCUUGUACACAGACACACUUUUCGUUCAGAAACCUGUCACAGGACCGAGACACGAGUUUCUUUUCAAACAAACAGAUAAAUCUACGCUCCCACCAAUCAUUAACGCCAUUGAGACAUAUCGUGUCAACGAGUUUCUUCAGUCGCCUACUGAUCAACAAGAUGUUGAUGCAAUUAUGAGAAUCAAGUCCAAGUAUGGAGUGAAGAAGAGCUGGCUCGGAGACCCUUGUGCACCUGUAAACUACCCUUGGAGGGAUAUUAGCUGCAGCUAUGUGGAUAAUGAGUCUCCAAGAAUCAUUUCCGUUAACUUAUCCUCAAGUGGCUUGACUGGCGAGAUUGAUCCAGCCUUCUCCAACCUUACAUCGAUUCAGAAACUGGACUUGUCACACAACAGCUUAACAGGAAACGUACCUGCUUUCCUUGGAAAUCUACAUAACUUGACGGAGUUAAACUUGGAAGGAAACAACUUAAAGGGUACUCUUCCGGCGAAACUACUAGAAAGAUCAAAAAGUGGAUCCCUUUCACUGAGAUAUGGCGGGAAUCCAGACCUCUGCGUUGCUGCUUCAUGUCAAAAUACUGAGGAAAAGGCUGGGAAGAGUGCAUACAUGAUUCCAUUAGUAGCAUCUGGCGCGGUAGUGAUUGGUCUUGUAAUAGCAAUAGCUCUGUUCUUGCUGUACAAGAAGAGACAUCGAAGUGGCGGCUCUAAUAGUGUUAGGACCGGGCCAUUGGACACAACAAAGAGAUACUACAAAUACACAGAAGUUGUGAAAAUGACAAACAACUUUGAGAGAGUUCUCGGACAAGGUGGUUUCGGAAAAGUAUACCAUGGUGUCUUAAAUGACGACCAAGUCGCUGUCAAGAUUCUAUCUGAGUCAUCAACUCAAGGGUACAAAGAGUUCAGAGCAGAGGUUGAACUUCUCCUGAGAGUACAUCACAGGAACCUAACCGCUCUUAUCGGAUACUGCAACGAAGGCAAGAAGGUAGCUCUUAUCUACGAGUUUAUGGCUAAUGGAACCUUGGGAGAUUAUUUUUCAGGGAAAAAAUCCUAUGUCUUGAGCUGGGAGGAGAGGUUACAAAUAUCACUAGACGCUGCACAAGGGCUGGAGUAUCUUCACAAUGGUUGCAAGCCUCCCAUUGUACAAAGAGAUGUGAAGCCGGCUAAUAUUCUAAUCAACGAGAAGCUUCAGGCCAAGAUUGCUGACUUUGGGUUGUCUAGAAACGUUUCACUGGAGGGUAAUAACCAGGAUUCGACCGCAGUUGCUGGAACUAUCGGUUAUCUCGACCCCGAGUACCACUCGACGCAGAAACUAAGCGAGAGGAGUGAUGUUUACAGCUUUGGGGUGGUUCUUCUAGAGGUUGUCACGGGCCAACCUGUUAUUUCACGUUCAAGAACAACAGCAGAGAACAGACACAUAACCGACCGGGUCGAGUUGCUUCUGUCCACAGGAGAUAUCAGAGGCAUUGUGGAUCCAAAGCUAGGAGAGAGGUUUGAUGCUGGCUCUGCAUGGAAGAUCACUGAAGUAGCAAUGGCUUGUGCGUCUCCUAGCUCUAAAAAUAGACCGACGAUGAGUCAGGUAGUGGCUGAGCUGAAGGAGAGUGUAAGCAGAGCAAGAGCCGGUGGUGGUUCUGGUGCCAGCAGUGUUACAGAGCCGGCAAUGACGUCUUAUGACUCGGGAAUGUUUCCUCAGGCGAGGUAG